UGUAUUCUACAAUUCUGACUCUAUAUAUUUUGAUUUGUAAUCAUGGUGUACAAUUUUAAGGUGUUCAAAAAGUGCGCGCCCAAUGGGAAAAUUACGCUGUACAUGGGAAAACGUGAUUUCGUCGAUCACAUCUCCUAUGUGGAACCCAUAGAUGGCGUGGUGUUGCUGGACGAGGAGUAUGUGCGUGGCCGGAAGGUCUUCGGUCAGGUGGUCUGCACUUUCCGAUAUGGCCGCGAAGAAGACGAGGUCAUGGGCCUUAAUUUCUACAAGGAGCUGUUCCUCGCCUCCGAGCAGAUAUACCCUCCGCCUGAGAAGAGAUCUUAUGAGCCCUCACGGACACAGGUCUAUAAUUGGCACUUAGCUUUCGUUCCCUGCUGUCAUGUGACUUGUGUUCAGGAGCGGCUGAUAAAGAAGUUGGGUUCUAUGGCGUACCCGUUCCGGCUGAGCGUGCCGGCGGGCGCGCCCGGCUCCGUCACGCUGCAGCCCGGCCUCGAGGACGAGGGCGAGCCCUGCGGGGUCCACUACUACGUCAAGCUGUUCGUGGGGGACAGCGAAAUAGACCGCUCACAUCGCAGGAGUACAGUAGCCCUGGGUAUACGCAAGGUCCAGUUCGCGCCGGACAAGAAGGGCGCCCAGCCGUGCACGGUGGUGCGCAAGGACUUCGUGCUGUCUCCUGGACAACUAGAGCUCGAGCUCACUCUUGACAAACAGUUGUACAUGCACGGGGAGACGGUGGCGGUGAACAUGAGCAUUCGCAACAACAGCAAUAAGGUGGUGAAGAAGAUAAAGGCGAGCAUCCAGCAGGGCGUCGACGUGAUGCUGUUCCAGAACGGACAGUACCGGAACGUGGUCGCCAGCGUCGAGACCCAGGACGGGUGCCCGCUGCAGCCGGGCUCCAACCUGCAGAAGGUUCUGCAGCUGACGCCGUCGCUGCGCAGCAACAGAGACAAGCGCGGCGUCGCCCUCGACGGACAACUCAAGCGCGCAGACGCCACCCUCGCCUCUACCACACUACUUCUGGAUCCGGAGCAGCGCGACGCGUUCGGCAUUGUGGUGAGCUACAGCGCCAAAGUGAAGCUGUACCUGGGCGCGCUCAGCGGGGAGCUGGUCGCAGAGCUGCCCUUCAUACUCAUGCACCCCAAGGAGGGUCGCGCAAAGAUGAUCCACGCGGACAGCCAGGCUGACGUCGAGAUGUUCCGACAGGACACCGUCCAUCAUCAAGAGAGCGUCGAGGUCUACUAGUUACCGUCCCGACUACCUACUAGUAGAUUUUAUUAAAAUUAUUAUUUUCAAUAUGUUUACAUGAAAUAUAUAGGUGUAACCUGUUAUAUUUGAGAUUAUACAAUUAAUAUUAA
Molecule: messenger RNA, 1355 nt
Organism: Achroia grisella
Lineage: Eukaryota; Metazoa; Arthropoda; Insecta; Lepidoptera; Pyralidae
Gene: Arr1
Product: arrestin homolog
Exons: 8
Coding region: 43-1242 (399 amino acids)
Biological process (GO): signal transduction; G protein-coupled receptor internalization
Cellular component (GO): cytoplasm
Molecular function (GO): G protein-coupled receptor binding
Source: RefSeq, a predicted model, not a curated record